UAAAGUAGAUCGCAAUGUUCUAUAUCAAUUUAGCGCCAUUCGCGACACCAUCGUUGUCGCUUUCUCCCAAAUUCCCAUUUCUGAUCGGUUUCUAUCGUCUGAGUCGUCUGCGGUCCAAAAUUAUUAUUUUAUGUGCGAGUGUUAUAUAAGAUCGGUUCUUUUGGCCUACAUCAGAUCUACCAUCAAGGGAAGGUAUGGAGACUCCGGAAAGUGACCAGUUCAAUCUUACUCAGGAAAUGCAGUGUCCGUCAACUGUGGGCAGGCGAAGUGUGGAGAUGAAAAGUGUCGCGAAGGAGUUCUUCUGUCUCACUGAUGAGACAGACCAAGGGAGGGUGAGUGUGUCAACACGUGGAGCCAGUAUGAGGAGCAGCUACACUCCUGGACACUGCAAAGGGAGUGAAUCUGUGCUGCGCAGGUGAGUACUUCCCGUUUAUUGGCAUGCUAGUUAAGUACAGAUAGCAGCGUCCCGGAGUAGUAGGCGUGUCGAAAGAAAUGGGAGGAGAAAAAAAAAUUGAACAGGGUUUUUGCAAGUGCCACCGUUUUACAGUAGCCUAAUUUGUUCAGUCGCUUUCUGGAAGUACAUGGAGGAAGCUAAAGCAUUUUUAAUCACAUACAACUCAAACUUUUAUGAAAGCAAACAUGGCAAAUUGUUACCGUUGUACUAAGUGCCAUGAACAGUAUUGUUCAGUCUUAAUACUUUUCACAUACACACCUCUAACUUGCAUUAAAGCAAACAUGAACAUCUGCCUUCAGGUUAACCUAAUUGUAAUCUGAUUUUUUAAUGUGCGCGUAGUGUCAGACGGGUGUCAGUGUAGGCAAUUUUCCCGGGAAGCUCCCUUCGUAAAAUUGGUCAUCAACUCAAGUCUGCCCUUGUGUUUAGAAAGUUUAAUAAUGGCAUUGCGUAUACUAGCCUAUACAAUUGCAAUGAAAUGGGAUACAUGUAAAAUGUUCACAACAUGAAAGCAUGUUAAGAUACGUGCAUUUACAUGCAAUGCUUUUCCACUUCACGACACCACCAUUCUGAGUUUCCCAAACGUCCUCAAAUUAAUUUCGAUGCACAGUCAUGUUUCCACAAAUCUCUGCACUCGCUGCAGAAAGUCAGACCAAUACAUGUGCUCUUUCGAUACGCCUACUGUCUUUCGACACACCCAGUCUCUGGCCGCCAUAUCGGACUGCAGCUAUCCCUUUCUCAUGUUAGUACUUACAGUGAUUGGCCAGCAUAGGCCAUGUACUGGUGCAUUUUAGACAACUGGGAACUCGGGAGAAACGAUGUCAUAUCAUGACGUUGGAAGUUGGAGAAUUCCGAGUUCCCAGUUGUUUUGAACGCGGCAUUACGAAUCAAGAGACUUCUUUCAGGACUGUGACCUUGGAAUAUAAUGAUGGUGAUGACUAUGAUGAUACAGAGGGAAUUGCUGAACAUACAACAAAACCAGAAGUCACAGAAGAAUGGAUGUCAGUCAUGGAGGCAAAACUCCCAGAGUUACCAGUUCAUAAAAAGGAGACCUCAAGAACGAAAUUUGAGUCUCCAAAAGAAUAUAUUCAGCUCCAAAGUGAUAAAGGUACAGUGUACACUGUAGACAUAAUCAUGAUGUUCUGUUAAAUCAACAACUACCUAUAAUCUCUCAUGCCAACUAAGAACUACCUAAGCAGACUGACGCUUGUUUUGUUUUCAGUCAAAGAAAGAACUAGCUUAUGUCCUCAGAAUGUUAGUCUGCAGUACUUGGCCUCUAACUUUUACAAUUAAAACUGCUCUCAUACAGUAUACUGUAAAUGUUGGCAUUUGAAAAAGCAUGACAUUUUAUUUUAUAAGGGAUGAGUGUGCCAGAAACACAGACAAGGAUGAAAGAUCAGGCCAAGAUACUGUGCGAAGGCUCUGCAGAAGAUCAGGACCUCCUUUCUCGCUGUUCUCCCCUACGGAAAGCCUGGGGGACAUACUGUACAGGAAAACCAAGCAUGUGUUUGACUACACAGUCGCGGACAUGAAAGACAAAAAGCCUGAUGUUUCAAGGUGUGGUUCCAAUCUAAACCAAUGCGUUAGACCAGCCCUUCCAGUACGGAAGGGCUUCAAUGUAUCCACAUCUAGGUACAGCCAGAGAAGGGAACAAUCAAUUGAUCAGAUGACGGUGAUCAGAAAAGAUCAUGUCGGUAGGCCUUUACUAAUGCUGAAAGGCAAUGCAAGUCUAACCAACAGUGAUGGAAGCAACAACACGGAUUCAUUUGCUUAUUCACCCAGACUCACAAAGGGUAAACCAUCAACCUCCUCUCAGCCAGGACCUGACACCAGGAUCCCACCAGUAGUAACCAGGAAGCAUUCUGACAUCAUCAGAGAGGAAAGAAAGAGGCACUACUACAAAGACCUGUGUCAGCAGGUGGAGGAGAAGAGACAACAAAAAGCGAGGGAGAGGAGAAGGAUUACCACCGCCGAACAAAUUCACAAUGAGACAAUGCAGUUCUUCACCUGGGGGAUGCCAGGGAGCGGAGCCCCAAACUACCACCUGGACUCUGUGAGAAGGAACAAGUUCAGUUCCACAGAAAUUAUACCCCAGGAACAGCUCCGCUGUAAAGGCUUCAGCGGGAUCCCUUUUCAUCUGCAUGUCAAAUGAUGGCCAUUUUAUGGUCCCCCCCAGCCCAGACGAUUGAUGCUCAGCUCAGACAACUGAUAAACCCAUUAAACUAACGCAGUAGUAGACCAAACACUGCGCCUUGCUGACUUUUGUCCCAUAGGUGAUCGAUAAGUCAUCAAUUAGCUGGAUUUCAGCACUCCUUGGCACUUAUAUCCAUUGAUUAAUUUACUGUUUUCAACUCCCAUAUGUGCAUAACCACACUCAAAACAAUUCUGGAUCCACACAUUCUGAUGGUGUUCAAAUCAGUUGUGAUGGUAGGGAUGCACAUAAACAGUAUAUAUAUAUACACACACAUAAAUGCUACAGUGGUAAUUGACAGAUCAAUGGCAUGGUGAGAUAAUGAAUAGAAACUGGCUCUAUAAAUAUAAGAUUGUACACAAAAAAAGCUGGUCGCGAAAGCGAUAAGAUACCGACUGUCUGCCUACAGUCAAAGAAUUAUUUUUUUUCAUCAUAUUUCUAUGAGUAAUUUUGUAUAUAUAUUGAAGCCAGAGUUGUAGUGAAAUAAAACCCUCCUGUCAGAUAAAGAGAGUGGGUGGAAAGAAUUGAAAAGUCUUAAUGUCAAUCAAUGCUUUGUAGGUAAAGUGAAAUCUAUCCUCUGAUACUGACCUGAUAUUUGGGUUGAAUGAUUCACAAAGAAACAAUGGGUAGUGUAACUAUAGUGUUUACAAAAAGCUUUUCAACAUGAGGAGCGAUGCACAAGCAAGCACUGAUACAGUAAGCUUCUCUUCAGGUGGCCACUAACAUUUGUAUAUACAAUGUUUUUUAUUUAUUUUUUAUUUCAACUUUAUUUAACCAGGUAAGCUAUUUGAGAACAUGUUCUCAUUUACAACUGCAACCUGGUCAAGAUAAAGCAAAGCAGUGCGACACAAACAACAACACAGAGUUACACAUGGAAUAAACAAGCGUACAUGUCAAUAACACAAUAGAAAAAAAGAAAGUCUACUUACAGUGUGUGCAAAUGGCGUGAGGUAGGCAAUAAAUAGGCCAUAGUAGUGAAAUAAUUACAUUUUAGCAGAUUAACACUGGAGUAAUAAAUAAGCAGAUGAUGAUGUGCAAGUAGAGAUACUGGUGUGCAAAAGAGCAGAAAAGUAAAUAAAAACAAUAUGGGGAUGAGGUACGUAGUAGAGGUCAACUGAUUAUGAUUUUUCAACACCGAUAGCGAUUAU
This is a messenger RNA of Oncorhynchus masou masou (cherry salmon), 3790 nucleotides long. RefSeq lists its product as uncharacterized. Lineage: Eukaryota; Metazoa; Chordata; Actinopteri; Salmoniformes; Salmonidae. The coding region runs from base 1791 to 2603 and encodes 270 amino acids. The record is from RefSeq and is a predicted model, not a curated record. The transcript has 13 exons.